CCGAAGAUAUUUUACCCUUGGGCUCGUUAUUACCUCCCUCUGCUCGGUAGGGAGCAAGGGACUCCUCCCGUCACGACUGCAUUGAGUUCAACGCGUUAGUCUUUCUUUUUGGCAUGAUGGAGCUUGUACAACGUGAGGGGUGCGGUAAUUCUAACGGCGAGAACAAGAAUUCAGACCUUUUAGGGCAAUUUGAGAGCCGUGAAAUCACAAAUCGGGUGGAGUUCUUAGUUCUUACAUCUGCUGGUGAUUCCCUUUCUUCUUCUAGGGCUUCCUCAGCCAUAAUGGCUUCGACCCCAGGAGCAGCGGCGAGCUUGAUACCUUCAUCGGAUUCUACCCCAUGUCUUCGAUUGCCCACGAGGAAUGCUGAUGAGUUGCACCAUCUGGGAUUGGGAUUCUUGUCGAACAUCAAGGAGGAAGCUGGAGAAGUACAUAAUGCAGAUAGCAUGGGAGAUUGUGGAGAUUUCCGAGGGGAAGUCUUAAAGCUCAAUCCGUCAGGCCUGGCCCAUGUUCUCCCUGAUUCGCUGCUUUCUUAUUCUGGCGGCAAUUCUUUUAUGCAAAACAAACUUGAGGUUUACGGAGAACGCAUUAUUGAUACCUAGGACCUCAAGGUGCCAUUCACUAUUGGGUUAGUCCCUUCGUUAGACAGAUUUCAUUGCUUCUUCUUUGCAUUUGGAAAAAGUGUUGAGAAUUUCCUUAACUAAUUAUCUUAUGCUUUUAGCGAUAGUCUUUAUUGAAUUCACUUCGUGUGUGAGCAGAGUAGCUGCUCUUCAGAUACGAUGGCCCCAGCAGGGUUCACAUUAUUUCACUUGCCGUGAUUGAUUUAUAUGGCUCCUACGUUGAAAUUAUGUUGAAAAAUCUUACGGAUAAGGUGCCA
Messenger RNA from Phytomonas sp. EM1, 874 nucleotides. The record is from the annotation of a GenBank genome assembly. Lineage: Eukaryota; Euglenozoa; Kinetoplastea; Trypanosomatida; Trypanosomatidae.